Indicator indicator is the source of this 3552-nucleotide messenger RNA. RefSeq names its product AT-hook transcription factor (gene AKNA). The record is from RefSeq and is a predicted model, not a curated record. Gene Ontology annotation, cellular component: centrosome. Bases 1 to 3552 code for a protein of 1183 amino acids. NCBI's taxonomy places the organism in Eukaryota, Metazoa, Chordata, Aves, Piciformes, Indicatoridae. Gene Ontology annotation, biological process: epithelial to mesenchymal transition; neuroblast division in subventricular zone; neuroblast delamination. The transcript is spliced from 21 exons.
AUGGCCAGCCCGGAACCAUGGCUGCGCUGGACACAAACAGAGCUGAGGCGCGGCGAGGCAGAGCAGGAGGAGGAGGAGGAGGAGGAAGACGACGACUUUGAAAGGCGAAUGGACGAAGAUGGGGUGAUUGGCUUGGGGGAGGAUGCCGGGAGCUCUGAGGAGCCAGAGGGCACAGCCUGGCUGGUGGCAGCCCCUGGGUGCUGGUGUUUUGCAGGCGACAGCGAGGGGCUGGAGGUGGGGUCCCCGGCGGAGGAGGGUCGCUGGCACCCGCGGCGGGACCUGGUGGAAGAGGAGGAGGAGGAGGAACGAGGCAGUUCGCGGGGCGACGAGGGGCUCUGGGGGGCAGAGAGCGAUGGGGAGCCCUACCCGGAGCUCUCCUACGAGGGCCAGUGGGGCUCGGGCACCGAUGGUGCGGACACCUCAGGGCUGUCGGACACCAGCCCUGGCACCUCCACCCCGUCCCGCUGCCACCGGGGCUGGGGCACGGUUGGGGGUACCAGCGGGGGACACGGGCAGGGCUGGGCCCCGAGCCGGAGCCUCCUGCUGCCCCUCUCCACCGCUGCCCCCCAUGAUACCUCCAGCAUCGAGUCCAUCCCUAAGCCUCAGCCAGUUGGGACGGAACUACCAGCCCCUGGUACCGUUGCCUUGGCACCCGCCGGGGAGCCCUGGAGCGUUGGGACCUCCCCUGCACCCCGGCUGCCCGACCGGUCCCGGGUGCCCAGGAAAACAACCCCCACGGCGCUGCCCUCCAAGCCCGCCCCGCCCUUGCGGUCCCUGAGCCCCCGGCGACGACACACGGGUGGCAGAGAGGCGAGAGAGAGUGGCACGGCCGAGGGCACCCAGUACGGCCGCGGGCGGCUCAACCACCCCCUGCCCGACCUCUCCAAGGUGGAGGCCAGGGUGAAGUUCGACCAGAGCUACCGACCCCCGCGGGGCCGCGUCCUGCCCGCCUGCCCCCGGGCCCCGGGCGGCCCCAUCGGCUUCAAGUCCCCGGCCGAGAUUGUCCGGGAGGUGCUGCUGAGCAGCGGGGAGGGGGCCCCUCCGCAGCCCCCCGCCAGCCCUGGCGUGCCGCUGGAGUUCAGGUCCCCCAGGCAAGCCACGGCGCUGGUGCAGCAGCUCCAGGAUGACUACCACAAGCUGCUGACCAAGUACGCCGAGGCUGAGAACACCAUCGACCAGCUGCGCCUGGGUGCCAGGGUGAGCCUCUACGCUGACCCACCACAGCCCAGCCACAGCCUGGCUGUGGGCACCAUGGGCACAGGCUGCCAGGUGAUGGCCCUCAGCAUCCCAAAGGCCAGGACAGCAGCUUUCAGCAUGGCCCCAGCCACAGCCUCACCGACCUUGCCAGCCUCACCAAUUCCAGUACCAGGACCAUCAGACCAGAGGGGAUCAUCUCAAUCUCCUUCCCCACCUCCACCUGGUGGGUGCUGCUCUACCUGCCCAGGGCCAUGCUGCUGCUCGGGGUCCCAGCUGACUCAGACACUGGCAGGACAGACCCAGAAGCUGCAGGCACAGGUGGAAUCCUUCAAAGGCUGGAUCCGGGCAGGGAGCCCUGCACCCCAGGAGCAGCUUCAGAGGCUGAGGAAGCUGAAGGAUGUGCAGGAUGCUCUGGAGCAGGCGUACCUGGGAGCCCGGCAGCAGCACCCAGACACCUCGGGGGGCUUUGAUCCUGACCGCUCACUGGAAGGGGACAUUUUCCGCCUGGGGCUGUGCCUGGAGGAGCUGAAGGAGCAGCUGGAGCCUGGGAGCGCCAUGCAGAUGGAAGGUCCCCAGGGGACCGGGGGGGACAGCAAGGCUGUGACAGAGUGGUUGCCCCGACCCCUCUGGAACAAGCAGCGACAUGUGGAGGAGGAUUUUGGUGACCUGCUGCAGCAGUACAAGCACUUCAAGUCCCUGCCGGAGUCACUGAGCCUGGAGCAGCUGAGCCUGACAGAAAGCGGAUCCCAGGAGGAGGUGGAUGGACCUGCAGCAGGGGAUGGUGGCCUCAGCAGAGUCCCCAGGAGGACGUGGUCACUAGAGGAAGUGGCUGACCUCAAGACCUCCCCAUUGCACCCCCAGGAGAGGAGAGCUGUGCAGCUGCCCCCCAGGGUGACCCCAUGGCCAGGGAGGACACAGGGCCACCUGUCCACCGCCACCACUGAGGAGCCACCAGCCACAGCCAAGCCUCCCUUGGGGGUCCCCAACCCAUCCCAGCCCCCCGUGCCCCGCCGCAGCAGUGGGGUGGGCAGCGCUGCCACCCAGCACCACUCCCACAAGGAGCAGCGCAUCGUGUCGCCGGAGACGGACAGCGGCUUUGUGGGCUCGGAGGCCAGCAGGGUGUCACCCCCCAUGCACACCCCUGAGCACCAGCCCCCUGGCUCCAGGACCCCCGGCUCGCUGGGACCCUCCAUCCCCCUCCCUGCCACCCUCCGUCCUCAUCGGAAGAGAGAGGUGACCCCGCGUCCCUCUGAGACAACACCAACGGGCAGCUACCUCAUGGGUGGGCAGGGCAGCACUGGGAGUGCCCACCUGCCCCCCAGCACCCCCUGGCAGAGCAGCUCCCCCCACCGCUGGGCUGAGAGUGCAGGCAGCGAGGUGGGAGCCGGCGGUGAGAGCACUCACACGGACUCGGAGGCAGAAGGCAGGAGUUGCACCAGCGGCCACCCCCCCACCAUGGCCAGGGGUCCAGCCAGCCCCCCAGCAUCCCCCAGAACACAGACCCCCACCCUGCUGUCCCCUGGCCCCCCAUCCCCUGAGGCAUCUCGCUGUGACCUGCUGGGCUCCCGUCUGCAGCGCGACCAGGCCAUCCGGGCUCUGCGGGACGAGGUGUGGCGGCUGCAGCGGAGGUUGGAGGAGAGCCUGCGACGUUCCCACAGCUAUCCCCAGGGCAAAGCCACCACCCUGCCUGCCACCCUGCCUGCCACCCUGCCCAGGAGGCAGCCAAGGGACAAUGGACCAUCGUCCUCCAAGGACACGAUGCCCUCAGGGGAGCCAAGCCCAUUGGCACAGGGCAGGCUGGCACCCACGAGGAAGGGGCGAUCAGCAUCGGUGCCACGGGACAGGCCAGAGCUGGAGCUCAGUGAUGCCAGGAGGCAGCCCCAGCACAGCACCCCGCGGAGGAUGCGCUGCCCCACGUGCCGGGCACCUAUAGGCACCCCCUCGCCUGGCAGCAGGGACAGAGCCACACACGCAGAUGCUGGCCCCAGUGGCAGGUCCUCGCCAGGCUCCCACCCUGAGCCCCAGGCUGAGAAGCUGAAGCAGCCCAGCCCCUGGUACCUGGCAGCCAGCCCUGCUGCCACCGCUGCCAUCGGCUGCCUCACACCCGUGCCCCUCGUGCCUUAUGUCCCCUCCGUGCUCUACUGCUCCCCAGCAGCACCUACCUCAGCCCCUCACAGCGCUGCCCACCACCCCUGCCUGAGCCUGCACCUGGAGGAGCUGGAGGAUCUCAACUGGUCACUGAGCCAGGCUGUGGAGGCUGCCCAGAGCAUCAGGGUCACCACCUCCCGCAUGGGCAGGCUGCUGGCCACUGAGCUGGGCCGGGUGCGGGACCUGAGGGGCUCCUGCCUCUUCUGA